AUGAACAAGCCCCUUUACUCCCAGCGGGACCGGCCCAGGCGCACAGGGGGAACAACACCGCAGACACAAGCAAUUUCUGCAGACAUGAUAACUUUUUUGGAGCUGAUCGAAGCGGACCUUCUGGCGGAUGGGGCUCCUUGUGGGGGCUUCUCUGA
Molecule: messenger RNA, 155 nt
Organism: Pelobates cultripes (western spadefoot toad)
Lineage: Eukaryota; Metazoa; Chordata; Amphibia; Anura; Pelobatidae
Source: the annotation of a GenBank genome assembly